Molecule: messenger RNA, 5392 nt
Organism: Callorhinus ursinus (northern fur seal)
Lineage: Eukaryota; Metazoa; Chordata; Mammalia; Carnivora; Otariidae
Source: RefSeq, a predicted model, not a curated record
ACUGGGGGGCGGGACUUCUCGCUUUCCUCCCACUCAGCGGGCUCCCAGGGAAAAGCAACAGUGUCCUCCAGAGCCCGAGGCCGCAGCGGCCGAGCCAGGCGAAGGAACCGGUGUCCCCCUCUCCCCGCGCGAGGAGCUCUGGAGCCCCAGGACCAUGGACACUCUUAACAGGAACCAGGGAGGCCCUGGAUGCAAGACCCAAGCAAUGGUAAAGAAAGGGCCCUUGGACCUGAUUGAGACAGGCAAAGGGCUGAAAGUGCAAACGGACAAACCACAUCUGGUGAGCCUGGGCAGUGGGCGGCUCAGCACGGCUAUCACCCUUCUGCCUCUGGAGGAAGGGAAGACAGUGAUUGGCUCCGCGGCCAGGGACAUCUCACUGCAGGGUCCGGGCCUGGCUCCAGAGCACUGCUACAUCGAGAACGUGCGGGGCACCCUCACCCUCUACCCUUGUGGCAACGUCUGCAGUAUCGAUGGGCUCCCUGCCCGGCAGCCCACCCGGCUCACUCAGGGCUGUAUGUUGUGCCUGGGCCAGUCCACCUUCCUCCGCUUUAACCACCCAGCCGAAGCCAAGUGGAUGAAGAGCAUGAUUCCGGCCGGGGGCCGGGCCCCAGGGCCCCCCUACAGUCCUGGCUCAGCAGAGUCAGAAAGCCUGGUGAAUGGCAACCACAGCCCACAGCCGGCAACCCGGGGACCCUCCGCCUGUGCCAGCCACAGUUCCCUGGUGAGCUCUAUUGAGAAGGACCUGCAGGAAAUCAUGGAUUCACUGGUGCUAGAGGAGCCUGGAGCUGCAGGCAAGAAGCCUGCCGCGACUUCCCCACUGUCGCCCAUGGCUAAUGGGGGGCGCUACUUGCUGUCCCCCCCAACCAGCCCUGGCGCCAUGUCUGUGGGCUCCAGCUAUGAGAACACGUCUCCAGCCUUCUCUCCACUCUCCUCACCAGCUAGCAGCGGAAGCUGUGCCAGCCACUCACCCAGCGGGCAGGAGCCAGCGCCUUCCAUGCCCCCGCUGGUACCUGCCCGUUCUUCUAGCUACCAUCUGGCCCUGCAGCCCCCACAGUCCCGACCGAGCGGUGCCCGCGCCUCUGAGAGCCCCCGCUUGGGCAGGAAAGGGGGUCAUGAGAGGCCUCCCAGUCCUGGCCUCCGAGGCCUGCUGACAGACAGCCCUGCAGCCACUGUCUUGGCGGAGGCCCGCAGAGCCCCCGAGAGCCCCCGGCUGGGUGGACAGCUGCCCAUGGUGGCUAUCAGCCUGAGUGAGUACCCAGCUUCCGGGGCCCGAAGCCAACCCACCAGCAUUCCUGGUAGCCCCAAGUUCCAGCCUCCAGUCCCUGCUCCCCGAAACAAGAUUGGCACACUCCAGGACCGCCCUCCCAGCCCUUUCCGUGAGCUGCCGGGCACCGAGCGGCUGUUGACAACCAGCCCCUCACGCCAGCUGGUGGGCCGAACAUUUUCCGAUGGGCCAGCCGCCCGCACCCUGCAGCCUCCCGAGAGUCCCCGCCUGGGCCGGCGGGGCCUGGACAGUAUGCGAGAACUCCCUCCGCUGAGCCCAGCUCUGUCCCGACGGGCACUGUCCCCCAUGCCCACCAGGACUGCUCCAGAUCCCAAGCUCACCAGAGAAGUGGCAGAGAGUCCCCGGCCCCGGCGCUGGGCCGCCCAUGGGGCCUCACCAGAGGACUUCUCACUGACCCUGGGGGCUCGGGGCCGGAGGACACGGAGCCCCUCACCCACACUUGGGGAGUCCCUGGCACCCCGCAAGGGCAGCUUCAGCGGCAGGCUGAGCCCAGCCUACAGUCUGGGCUCUCUCACUGGGGCUUCGCCCCGCCAGAGCCCCCGCGCCCAGAGGAAGCUGUCCAGUGGGGACUUGCGGGUGCCUGUCACUCGGGAGCGGAAAAAUAGCAUCACAGAGAUCAGUGACAAUGAGGAUGACCUCCUGGAGUACCACCGGCGGCAGCGCCAAGAACGGCUCUGGGAGCAGGAGAUGGAGAGGCUGGAACGCCAGCGCCUGGAGACCAUUCUGAACCUGUGUGCUGAGUACAGCCGGGCCGACGGGGGGCCCGAGGCCGGGGAGCUGCCCAGCAUUGGGGAGGCCACCGCAGCCUUGGCACUGGCAGCCCGGAGGCCCUCACGGGGCCUUUCAGGCGCCACUGGGGCCUCUGGGCGGAGCGCUGAGGAGCCUGGAGGUGCCCCCCAGCGCCUGUGGGAGUGCGUGGACCGCUCCGACGAGGAGAACCUCAGGGAGGAGUGCAGCAGCACUGAGAGCACCCAGCAGGAGCAUGAAGAUGCACCUGGCGCCAAGCUCCAGGCCGAGGCACUGGCCCUGGAAGAGGAGCGGGCUCAGGUGCUGGGGCGCGUGGAGCAGCUCAAGGUCCGCGUGAAGGAGCUGGAACAGCAGCUGCAGGAGUCGGCCCGGGAGGCUGAAAUGGAGCGGGCGUUGCUGCAGGGGGAGAGGGAGGCAGAGCGGGUGCUACUGCAGAAGGAGCAGAAGGCAAUGGACCAGCUGCAGGAGAAGUUGGUGACCUUGGAGACCGGCAUCCAGAAGGAGAGGGACAAGGAGAGGGCGGAGCUGGCCACGGGACGGAGGCACCUGGAGGCCCGCCAGGCGCUCUACGCCGAGCUCCAGACGCAGCUCGAUAACUGCCCCGAGUCAGUGCGGGAACAGUUACAGGAGCAGCUGAGAAGGGAGGCCGAGGCCCUGGAGACGGAGACAAAGCUGUUUGAGGACUUGGAGUUCCAGCAGCUGGAGCGGGAGAGCCGCGUGGAGGAGGAGCGGGAGCUGACUGGCCAGGGGCUGCUCCGGAGCAAGGCCGAGCUGCUCCGCAGCAUCACCAAGAGGAAGGAGCGCCUGGCAAUCCUGGACAGCCAGGCAGGGCAGAUCCGGGCCCAGGCCGUGCAAGAGUCAGAGCGCCUGGCAAGGGACAAGAACGCUUCCCUGCAGCUGCUGCAGAAGGAGAAGGAGAGACUGACUGUGCUGGAGGGGAGAUACCACUCACUCACAGGAGGCCGGCCCUUCCCGAAGACCACAUCCACCCUCAGAGAGGUUUACCGCUCCAAGAUGGAUGGUGAGGCCACAAGCCCCCUGCCCCGGACCCGCAGUGGCCCCCUCCCCUCUUCCUCUGGCUCUUCUUCCUCUUCCUCCCAGCUCAGCGUGGCUACCCUGGGCCGGAGCCCCUCCCCAAAGAGUGCUCUACUCGCCCAGAACGGGACAGGUAGCCUCCCUCGCAACCUGGCGGCCACGCUGCAAGACAUCGAGACCAAGCGCCAGCUGGCCCUGCAGCAGAAGGGGCAGCAGGUGAUUGAGGAGCAGCGGCGGCGCCUGGCCGAGUUGAAGCAGAAGGCUGCCGCCGAGGCGCAGUGCCAGUGGGAUGCCCUGCACGGGGCGGCCCCCUUCCCGCCGGGCCCCUCCGGCUUCCCCCCGCUCAUGCACCACUCCAUCCUGCACCACCUGCCGGCCGGCCGGGAGCGCGGGGAGGACAGCGAGCAUGCCUACGACACGCUGAGCCUGGAGAGCUCGGACAGCAUGGAGACCAGCAUCUCCACAGGCGGCAACUCGGCCUGCUCGCCCGACAACAUGUCCAGCGCCAGCGGCCUGGACGUGGGCAAGAUCGAGGAGAUGGAGAAGAUGCUGAAAGAAGCGCACGCGGAGAAGAGCCGGCUCAUGGAGUCCAGGGAGCGGGAGAUGGAGCUCCGGCGGCAGGCCCUGGAGGAGGAGCGGAGGAGGCGUGAGCAGGUAGAGCGGAGGCUGCAGAGCGAGAGUGCCAGGAGGCAGCAGCUGGUGGAGAAGGAGGUCAAGAUGCGGGAGAAACAGUUUUCCCAGGCACGGCCUCUGACCCGCUACCUGCCAAUCCGGAAGGAGGACUUCGACCUGAAGACCCACAUUGAGUCGUCGGGCCACGGCGUCGAUACCUGCCUGCACGUGGUGCUCAGCAGCAAGGUCUGCCGCGGCUACUUGGUUAAGAUGGGCGGCAAGAUUAAAUCAUGGAAGAAGCGCUGGUUUGUCUUCGACCGGCUCAAGCGCACCCUUUCCUAUUACGUGGACAAGCAUGAGACGAAGCUGAAGGGGGUCAUCUACUUCCAGGCCAUCGAGGAAGUGUACUAUGACCACCUGCGCAGUGCAGCCAAGAGCCCGAACCCAGCCCUCACCUUCUGUGUGAAGACCCAUGACCGGCUGUACUACAUGGUGGCGCCGUCGGCAGAGGCCAUGCGCAUCUGGAUGGAUGUCAUCGUCACCGGAGCUGAGGGCUACACUCAGUUCAUGAACUGACCACACCAGUCAUGGCGUGGGCCUCUGGACCCUCAGGCCAGCCCACCUGCUGCACGGCUCGGCCCCUGGAGAAGAGCCGCAGCCUGGGCCCCAGGCCGCGCAGGAGUGCUCCCAAAGCCCUUGUACAAGCCUUGGUACUGUUCUAAGGAGUGGGUCCUGUGAAUGUCUGAGCUCAGGCCCCCUAAAGAACCAGCCAGCAGAUAAAAAGUGGGGAGGCUCCCGGGAACUCAGAAUUUGCAAUAACCCUUCAGGGUCCUGCCCCAGGCUGCGGAACUGGCACAGAGGGGGCCUCAAGCUCUGACCUGGCACCUGCGCUCCCCAGCCUGGGUUCGCUUUCUCAAAGGACAAAUGAUGGUACCAGAAUCUGCCAAAGAUCCCCUCUUGCCUCAGCCCCCCGUUGCAGGGGCCUUGGGGGCUGAGGAGAGCCACCUCCGGAGUGGGGGAGCAGCUCAGGCGGUGUACUUCUCAAAUCCCACUCCCCCGCAAUUUUGUUAUUACUUUGUUCAAGGGCCAGAGACCUCAAGUGUCAGCUUUGAGGUCCCAACCCCAUCCCCUGAUCUCCAUAGUGACUGCUUCAUCGCCAUGGUCACAUACCCAUGGCUGUGACUCUGUGGCUCCGCCCAUGCUUCAACCGUGGGCCCAUUUGAGGGUACGUACCGCCAUCUCUCCAGCUGGGGGGGGAGGGGAAGAGACCAAACCCCCCCCUCCCUGCCGGCCCCCCAGUCCAGCCCUCUCCUUCCACUCGUGCCUUGCUUAGAGCCAGAAGGGACGAAGCUCGGACAUCCAGAGACUGGAGGAGGAGGGCAGCGGCUGCGAGAGGCGGCUAGACGGGUUCUGUACGGGCUGAGUGUCUAACGGGUGGAGGGCUGCUCAGAUGCCCCAGGGGGAGCCUGAGCAGGAGAGGAGGCAGCAGAGCGAGAGGACCCUGAGGUCUGGCUGCCCUCCCUUCAGCCUCGGAAGGGUGACAGAAAUGGGGAGCAGAGGACCAGGCCACCAGCUGUCUGGCCUCGGCCCUUCAUGCCUUAACACUAAGCCCACCUCCCUGCCCACCACUGGGCCAUGGCUGCUGGGCCCCGGGCUGGGUGAUUUUCAGUAUUUGUAAGCAUCUCAACAGAACAAUAAAGCAUUUGGAGUAUG